Suillus subalutaceus is the source of this 776-nucleotide messenger RNA. RefSeq lists its product as uncharacterized. The transcript has 2 exons. The coding region runs from base 125 to 643 and encodes 172 amino acids. The record is from RefSeq and is a predicted model, not a curated record. NCBI's taxonomy places the organism in Eukaryota, Fungi, Basidiomycota, Agaricomycetes, Boletales, Suillaceae.
CUUCCAUAAGCGGGCCUUUCGUCGUUUCUUCCACUAUGAUAAUCCACAGGCCCUUGUGGGUGUUGAAGAUAACCACAAAAUGGUCUGUCCACAGCUCCAACUCAUUUAAAGGACGCGGGUCUGCAUGGUAGCUAUCAACUUCAUCCCACUGAACACUCCUUCACUACCCCUUGUCCUCACGCCACUGUUCACAAUGUCGUUUGACCAUGUUGUGCGUCUUGGCCCCAAGCUCACUCUCAGGCUCAAGACUUCCUCUCCAAAACCAGCAAAUUCAGAUUCAUCUUACCAGAGCUCUGUCUCAGCUUGCCCUCCGGGCACAGUGGAGGCCUCACGAAGCCAGAAAAAGAGAUCUCGAGAUGCUCGAUAUGAAACUGACACGCCUGCCGUCCCGUCCUCUGCCAUACCGCCUAGUAUGCGCGCCAUAGUACCAUUGAGGCGAAAGAUUACCAUUGCGACGAAUGGGAAAUCGGUCGUUGGUCAUUCACAGAACAAUGCAGUAAUGGCUUGUAGUUAUGGGGGCGAUAGCCACGCGUCGGAGCACCUCUCCCAAGAUUGGGAGAUGUCAGCUCUAGUCGACCCUCCUGGCGCGCAUGGUCCUACUCAACUUCUUCAACCGCAAGAUGACUGCAAGAUGGAAUAUUGAUAGGUUUUCGUUGUACUAUAGAAGGAUUAGAAAGUGAAAUCUCAAGGGCAGACUAUUAAGGGAAUCGUAGGUGUACAAGCGCAGGCGCUAAUGUAAUCGUGUCGGGAAAUGUACGUCGCUGAAUAUCUUUUCG